ACUAAGUGGUCACCCCACCGCCUGCAGCUCACCGUUCAUCUGAGCUGUCUGGACUGGGAGCUGUGCAUGUGGGGUUGACUCAGGAGUCACUAUCAUCCCGGAAACUCGGAUAUACAGAAGUUGUAUAUGAUAAUAUGAGUUGGUAGUGGUGGGGCGACCCCACACUACACCGUACAGACAUCUCCGCACGCUUCAAACAUACUCAACACAACAUACCUGCCAACACCUUUCUCUUUCUUUCCAAAUAAUAUCUCAAGCCAAAAUGUUCCGCAACGCGCUCACAAAAACCCCCCACGACAUCGUCAUCCUCUCCUCCGUCCGCACCCCCAUCACCCGCGCCUUCAAAGGCGGCUUCAAAGACAGCUACCCAGAAGAACUGCUCAUCCCAGCCCUACAAUCCGCCAUCCAACGCUCCGGCAUCCCCUUCUCCGCAGUCAACGACGUGCUCAUCGGCAAUGUUCUCGCGGAGCUGGGCUUCGCAAAGACAGGCCGCACCGCGCUCAAUGCAGCGGGCUUCCCCAAUUCUACGACUUUCCAUACCGUGAAUCGUCAGUGCAGUAGUAGUCUGCAGGCGAUUACGCAUGUGGCGCAUGCGAUUGCCGUUGGACAGAUUGGGGUUGGUCUUGCCGGGGGUGCGGAGAGUAUGAGUAGGAAUUAUAACCCGAGUCGCGGGAUUCCGAGGGAUGUGUCGCCGCUUGUGCUUGAGUCUGGGGUGAAGGAUGCGUUGGAUUGUCUGGUGCCGAUGUUGAGGACGAGUGAGAAUGUUGCGGAGCGGUAUGGGGUUGGGAGGGGGGAGCAGGAUGAGUUUGCGGUGGAGAGUCAGAGGAAGGCUGCUGCGGCGCAGGCACAGGGGAGAUUCAGCGAGGAGAUUGUGCCUGUUAGUGCGAGGAGGAUGGAUGCUGAGACGGGCAAGGAGACGUUUGAGAUUGUGGAUAGGGAUGAUGGAGUUAGGGCUGGGGUUACGCUACAGAAACUGGCGAAGCUGCAGCCUGUUCUGGAGGGGGGAUCCUCUACGGCUGGGAAUUCAUCGCAAAUAUCCGACGGGGCAUCUGCGACUAUCCUGGCCAGUCGGGCGUGGGCUGAGGCGCAUGGGAUCAAGCCGGUUGCUCGAUUUGCAGGGACUCAAGUUGCAGGCUGUGCCCCAGACGAGAUGGGCGUUGGGCCGAUUGAUGCCAUCCGCAACCUCUACAAGCACAGCGGAGUCUCGCAGAGCGAUGUGGAUAUCUUCGAGCUGAACGAGGCAUUUGCCAGCCAGUCCAUCUACUGCAUCAGGGAGCUUGGAAUCGACAUGGCCAAGGUCAACCCGAACGGCGGUGCAAUUGCACUAGGGCAUCCUAUCGGGGCUACAGGAGGACGCCAGACGGCAACACUGCUGGCAGAGCUGAAGAGACAGGACAAGGAGGUUGGCAUUGUGAGCAUGUGCGCGAGUACGGGGAUGGGCGUGGCCUCGCUGUUUAUUCGGGAGUAACUGUAGUAUAACUCGUAUAAUAAGCACAUAUCUCAUAGAUUUAGUAUAGUAACUGCAUAUUUAGUCGAAUUAGCCCCACAGAUGAACCCUCGUGGGGCCCCGGAUUGCAUAUUUGAACUCAGUAUUCAGUAUUCAGU
Messenger RNA from Aspergillus versicolor CBS 583.65, 1605 nucleotides. RefSeq names its product thiolase family protein. The transcript has 2 exons. Gene Ontology annotation, cellular component: peroxisome. The record is from RefSeq and is a predicted model, not a curated record. Bases 263 to 1468 code for a protein of 401 amino acids. Lineage: Eukaryota; Fungi; Ascomycota; Eurotiomycetes; Eurotiales; Aspergillaceae. Gene Ontology annotation, molecular function: acetyl-CoA C-acyltransferase activity. Gene Ontology annotation, biological process: phenylacetate catabolic process; fatty acid beta-oxidation.